Molecule: messenger RNA, 2294 nt
Organism: Chrysoperla carnea
Lineage: Eukaryota; Metazoa; Arthropoda; Insecta; Neuroptera; Chrysopidae
Product: condensin complex subunit 2-like
Exons: 10
Coding region: 120-2288 (722 amino acids)
Biological process (GO): mitotic chromosome condensation
Cellular component (GO): condensin complex
Molecular function (GO): chromatin binding
Source: RefSeq, a predicted model, not a curated record
AAUAAUGAGUUUAUUAAUUAAUAAAAAUAUGAAACUUAACAGUUAAACAAUAGAAAAUUUCAAAAAUCCGCUAAAUUAUUUUAACCAUUUAACAUUUUACAAUUUUUAAUAAUCUCACCAUGGAUACAACACCAAAUGUACCAAGUAGAAAACGUAAAACUAUGCCAGGAAGUUCUUUAGAAAGUCCAAUAGGACGUAUAAAUCCUAUGAGAAUGUCAUCCAUUGGUCUUGUAACAUCAACUCCAGUCGUGUUCCAAACAAACGACGAUGAAGCUGAGCGAAGAAAUUGGAAACAUUUAUCUACAUUGCAACAAGAACCGGAAAGCGCUAAAAGAACGGAAUCAAUUCCAUUAAAUACAUUAGAAGAGUUUUUAGGAAAUUGGGUUCGGAUGUCUGUCGAAAAUAAAAUCAAUGCCAAGAAUGUAUGGAAAAUUCACAUUAUUGAUUAUUUAAGAAUAUUAGUGGAUAAAAACACAGAAAAUCCAUUACAAUUAGCUACAGCUUCAUUGACUGCCAGUGCUAAAGUAUACAGUUUACGAGUGGAUGAUGUAUAUACGGAAGUUAUUCGAUUGGCUGGUAGUUUAGGACAUCGAGGUAAUCAAAAUAAUGAACAUGAUGUGGAUGAAGAUGGUGCUGGACACCAAGCGGAAGGAAACGAUAUGGAGGCUUCCCAAAGUGUUCGAAUAAAAAGAAAGAAAAAAGGAAAAAGUAAAACUACAACAAAUCCCGGAGCACUCGUUGGUGAUAUUGAUUUGUUAGACACAGCUCAUCCAAUCUUUGCUGAAUUAAAUACACGUAGUGGAGAUAUUAUUGGUACUGAUAAUAUGUUUCAAGUUUUUGUCCCACUCAAUAGUCUGACAAGUGAAUAUGACAUCAGAAUAAAUGAAAAGUUUUUCGAUUGUGAAAUCGUAAAAAGAACAGAUCCCGCUGCAAUGGAACUUGACGAAGAUACAAAAAAGCUCAUUUUACCAAUAACCUUGCAAUCACCGAAUAUAAUUAUUAAUACUUUAAAAAUAUGUUCAACAUUUUCAGAAUUUUCUCUUACAAAUUGGUCCCUAGAUGAAGAAGAGGCAUUGAAUUCCCAACAAAAUCAAACUAUUAUUCCAUCAACAGCUGACCAAAUUAAUUUAGCGUUUGAUAUAAACGCUGAACCGCAAUCUAUUAUGGAUGUAACUAUGGAAGAUGCAGGCAAUCCAGGAAAUUAUAACAGUGAUGAAGAAGUUGUUCAAGAAGCUAAUAUUGAACCAAAUUUCCCGACAGCUCUAGCUGGUUGUAAGCCACAAAUUGAAAAUAUUGUCGAUAUGAGACCAUCACAUCCAAAUCAUACAAGAAAUUUAGAAUAUUCUUAUAAUUCAAUUGUUAGUGGUAUAUGGGCGGGACCUGCUCACUGGAAAAUUAAAUCUAUUGUACAUAGGACUCAACCAAGAAUGACGAUGCAACGUAGUGCCACCGUUGCAGAAGCUAAUACAAAAAAAAAGACAUCAAAACAAAAGAUUUUUGAAGUGCCAUUUGAGGAAGUACCUGAAGAAGAAGAAGAAGAAGAUGAAGAAGAAUCAACAAUGAUAAAACCAUUUUUAAAAUGUAGUGAAAAUAAAUUGAAAAUGACAACAAUAUAUACUUGGGAUAAAAACAAGAAUGAAUUGCCAAUAGAUUUACACAUCACUUGUGCAGAUACGCUAAAAUUAUUUUUGAAUAAAACAUGGUCAUUGGUACGUCAAGAACGACCAGCAAGUACCUUAUCAAUAGAAAAUAAUCAAUAUGAUUAUAAUAAUUUAAAUGACAGUGCAUUUUGCAAUCCGCCAGACCCUGAACUUCUUGACAAAUCCAAUGAUAUUGAACAUGAGUACAGUGAUCAUGAAGUUGAUCAUGGCGAUAAUAUGUUUACUGGUGUAGAACAUGGUGAAGAAGUAGAUAUGAUGCUUACUGGUGAUAAUUUACUUCCUGCGCCAAGAAUUAUACCAAAACUGUUUGUACCAUAUUCAACACGGGCAAAAAAAGUGAACAUGAAAGCAAUUAAGCAAGCUAUGUGGGAUAUAAUUACAAAGAGUACCGAUGAGGAGAAUGACGAAAAUGUAAACAAUUUAAAUACAGAAGCUAAUAAAAAGGACGCAACUGAAACCAAAUUUUCAACAAUUAUUGAAAAAUUGCCGGGAUUAUUACCACGUGAUCAAGCUGCAAAUAUUAGUAUAGCAUUAUCAUUUUUUGGUUUAUUACAUUUAGCUAAUGAAAAUUCAUUAAAAUUAACUGGGAAUGAUGAAUUGACGGACGUUGAUAUUAAUAAGGGGUGAGCGUAU